AUGAAACGAAAGGUGAAUGUGCGAGCCUUCGAGCUGCUGGACAAGUGGAAGAACUGCGACAGCACUGUGGGGAAGAGCCUGGUCUAUGCGCAGAACAAGAUGCGGGCGGAGAAUGAAGGCUUUCCCUCCAUCAUGGAGGUCGGCAAGUCCAUGGGCUUAACGCAGCAUGAAGUGGCGGCAGUACUUGGCUGGACAACUGGGGACUUCAGAUUGAUCAAUCCUAUCGCACGAGGCCAAGAGGAGGUCGAGUUUGAGGACUUUCCGAAGGGCCAAAGGACGAUGUGCAAGCUUUCCAGAGCAGACGUAAUGCCCUAUGUCCAGGUACUGCAUGGUGCGGUGCAGAAGCUUCCAGCCUUGACUUCAACACAGCCGCUAUAUCGUGGGCAUCGGCGCGAAGUUUCUUUGCCCGUGGGAUCCGUAGUCCUGCUGCCAGGCUUCACCAGCACCUCCUAUGACAUGGACGGUGCCUUGGCCUUUGCCAAGCAAGCCAACCAGGGGAGGUCAGCCAAAAGAACGCUGCUGGUAAUCCAGGAGUCCUUCAGCGGACGUCUAGUUGCCAAGCUGAGCGCGCGCAAGUACGAGGCAGAGGUGCUCUUCCCCAUCGACACCUGCUUCAAGGUUGUGGAAGCGUUGCCAUCUCCGGCUACAGAAGCUGCUGCGAAGGCUGCAGAGGAACUGCGGCAAAGCAUGAGCGAGGCGGAGAUUCGAGUAGUUUGCCUUCACGAGAUUGAGAAGCCCGAGGAUGCGACGGUGGUUCCACUCUGA
Molecule: messenger RNA, 765 nt
Organism: Symbiodinium natans
Lineage: Eukaryota; Dinophyceae; Suessiales; Symbiodiniaceae
Source: the annotation of a GenBank genome assembly